This is a messenger RNA of Micropterus dolomieu (smallmouth bass), 1885 nucleotides long. RefSeq names its product cyclin D3 (gene ccnd3). Gene Ontology annotation, cellular component: cyclin-dependent protein kinase holoenzyme complex; nucleus; cytoplasm. NCBI's taxonomy places the organism in Eukaryota, Metazoa, Chordata, Actinopteri, Centrarchiformes, Centrarchidae. The record is from RefSeq and is a predicted model, not a curated record. Gene Ontology annotation, molecular function: cyclin-dependent protein serine/threonine kinase regulator activity. The coding region runs from base 434 to 1357 and encodes 307 amino acids. The transcript is spliced from 5 exons. Gene Ontology annotation, biological process: regulation of cyclin-dependent protein serine/threonine kinase activity; positive regulation of G1/S transition of mitotic cell cycle; mitotic cell cycle phase transition.
AAAUUUAGUUGAGAGGCAAUGAGAUUGAGAUGAGAAUUUUAGUUCAUCUUCCAGUUAACUCCUAACUUAGAUUCUGACCUAACCAGUUGGACCAUAAGUUCACGUUUGAUAGCUUUUUUGAUUUUUGUGAUGAACCAGGACAAAGGCCUCACAUUUGGUUUUAAAAAGGAAAUCUGACACCGAGUUUAGCCUCUCAUAGGUGUGCUGUCUCGCAGAACGAAACGAGGUAACAUUAGCGGUUUGUGAACCGUUCCCAUAGACUGCAUAUACCGUUCCAGGACCGUAAGCUAGCUCACGUUAGCUAAGAUAACAGGACCGUUAGCUAAAAUAGCGUUAGUAUGGGCGUAACGGUCAACAGCUAGCUUAAGGGUUCAUUGGUAUUUCAAUGACUUCUCGACACCAUAUUGAAUGCUGCUAUAUUUAACUUCGUCGAAUGGAUCUUUAUGAAGAUGGACAACUUCAAAAUCGAUCCGGUGAUACAAAUGACGGUAAAACGUGGCGUGAUGUGGUUCUCCGGGCGGGUAGCGACCCCGCCGUGACCGGCGACCCCAGAGCACUGCGCCACCUGACGGCCCUGGAAAAGACCUGCCAGGUGUCUCCCUACUUUGGCGUAGUCCAGACAGACAUCCAGCCGUACAUGCGGAGGAUACUGGCAGUGUGGAUGUUUCAGGUGUGUGAGGAGCAGAAAUGUGAGGAGGAGGUGUUUCCGCUGGCGGUGUAUUACCUGGACUGUUACCUAAGCCGCUUUUCCAUUGAAAAGUCCAACCUGCAGCUUUUAGGGGCCGUUUGCAUGUUCCUGGCCUCCAAAAUGAGAGAGACUGUUCAUCUGACUGCCAGCAAGCUUUGUAUCUACACAGACAACUCUGUUUCAGUCUCAGACAUCUUGCAGUGGGAGGUGGUAGUGGUGUCCAGGUUAGACUGGUGUCUGGCCUCUGUGGUACCCUCUGACUUCCUGGAGCCAAUUCUUCACACUCUCCCCUUUGUUCGGUCCCACCACCUUCAAAACAUACGCAGGCAUGUUCACUCCUACAUUGCUCUGGCAGCCACUGACUGCAGGUUUUCAGCAUUCUUGCCCUCUGUUGUCGCAUGUGCCUGCGUGAGCAUUGCCACACAGAGGCUAACGUUAGUGGACGCUGCCGUCUCCUCUGAUUCGGUUAUGGAGUUGUUGGCCAACCUUUUGGCCAUUGAUCUGAGCUCUGUCCUCCUCUGCUAUGGCCAGCUAGUGAGUGUGCUGGAGCUCAGCCUGCCCUCUGGUUUCCAGGAUAGUGUUUUCAGAUCAGGAGCACACAGCUCAGAGCUCAGCCACACCCCUGCUGACAUUCAGGAUGUUGUAUUGACACCAGUGACAUCAAGCUAGAACACUCCACCCUGCCUUGGACAGCUAGAACAAAUUGUAAAUUUACAGCCUUGAAACAGAACAAAUGUUAAUUGUUAAAUGUUAUUUUGCAUGUUGAUUUUUUUGAGGUCCUUCUGUGACGUUUAGAGCUAAUAGUUUGAGAGAUUACUCAGAUUUGUUUGAAAUGUCCUGUUGCUCAUUUUCAAGUAUUUUGCAUUUGCUAAAGCAGCUUUAAAAAAAAAAGAUGAUUAGAAAAGAAUAUGAUUCUGAUUGUGCCUUUGAUUAAUAUUUAGAGCCACAUGAACUUUUUUGUGAUAUUGACAGUUGAAUUGCAGAUUGCACAUUUUAAAUGUAUCUUCUAUUCAUGUUUUCAUACAUCUUUUGCAUUUAUCUGGACUCAUUGAAAAUUUUAUCUGGAUAGUUCUUAAGUUUAAAUAGAUGUUUCUGCAUGGUUUCAACACAGUAGUGGAUUUCCUUGUGACUAUAAAUCAAUUCUGUUACAUUACAACAUCUGUUUGUAGAUCAAUAACAACAGGAGCCAGCACUUGA